CAUGUCCAACUGGCAUCGCCCUCAAGUCUGAUGGGAAAACCUGUGACCAUGCAAUGUUCUACAAGACAAGCUCAGAGAAAUUCCUAAUCUUUGCCGAAGCAGACACUGGAGAAAUCUACAAGGUUCCUCUGGAAGUACCUGAAACCCCUUGUUAUCCUUUGGGAAUCACCGCAAACAUCUCAAGACCCGUGGCUGUUGAUUAUGAUCCAGUGGAGGGAAAAAUCUAUUGGACAGACGUAACGUUGGAAUUACUGGCCAGGGCAUUUCCUAACGGAUCUUUAGUUGAAGUCAUCGCGUACGGUAACGUGACAACUCCUGGAGGGCUGGCAGUGGAUUAUGUUGGACGUAAUAUUUAUUGGACAGAUGAGGGAGCCAGUAGAAUUGAGGUCGCAAGGUUGGAUGGGUCAUCCAGAACUAGUCUAAUCACGUCAAGCGUUGUAGAGCCAAGAGCCAUUCUACUUGAUAUUGGAGAAAGGUAAUCUUGAAAUUACAAAUAUGUAGCUGUCAAUGAUACUGACGCACUAUCGAAUAUCUAUGCAAACCAAAGCAAUAUUAACAAGUUGUAACUCUUCUACAAGUUUGAUUGACCGUUGUAGACUUUUUAGAGGUAUUCGUUCAUGCAUGAAAAUGUUUGGUGAUGUUUGAGAAUGUUGACAAAU
This is a messenger RNA of Orbicella faveolata, 659 nucleotides long. RefSeq lists its product as uncharacterized. The record is from RefSeq and is a predicted model, not a curated record. NCBI's taxonomy places the organism in Eukaryota, Metazoa, Cnidaria, Anthozoa, Scleractinia, Merulinidae.